Messenger RNA from Ixodes scapularis (black-legged tick), 906 nucleotides. Its product is annotated as ras-related protein Rap-2c. Gene Ontology annotation, cellular component: plasma membrane. The coding region runs from base 329 to 874 and encodes 181 amino acids. Gene Ontology annotation, biological process: negative regulation of cell migration; Rap protein signal transduction. NCBI's taxonomy places the organism in Eukaryota, Metazoa, Arthropoda, Arachnida, Ixodida, Ixodidae. The record is from RefSeq and is a predicted model, not a curated record. The transcript has a single exon. Gene Ontology annotation, molecular function: GTP binding; GDP binding; GTPase activity.
CAGUGGAGAGACGGGAACGAGGAGCCAGCAAGAAGGGCUCGUUCUUGGGACGACGGGACCACUUGCAUGACUAUGAGUCAGUGUGCCGCCGCUUACUUUGUGCGCCCGCCGGCGAGCAAGUUGUCAGCGCGCAGGUGACACGGGCCAUGCUGUGCUCCGGCGACGAGCCCGUGCCGUUGCGUGCGCGGUAGGAAGCAGCAGCGCGGACGAGUCCCGACGACCGAUCGGGGAAAAUAGGCCUAGCGGGCGGGACCCGAAGGCACCGCCGCUUCGUCUUGGGACCGGCGGGACUCCGGCCAGCGCGCGUCAUGCCGCGACUGGCGUCGUGAUGCGCGAGUUCAAGGUUGUGGUGCUGGGCAGCGGCGGGGUCGGGAAGAGCGCCCUGACGGUGCAGUUCGUGCAGGGCGUCUUCACCGAGAAGUACGACCCGACCAUCGAGGACUUCUACCGCAAGGAGAUCGAGGUGGACCAGGCCCCUUGCGUGCUCGAGAUCCUCGACACGGCCGGCACGGAGCAGUUCGCCUCCAUGCGGGACCUGUACAUCAAGAACGGCCAGGGCUUCGUGGUGGUCUACUCCAUCACGAGCCACCACACCUUCCAGGACAUCAAGAACAUGAAGGAGCAGAUCCUGCGCGUCAAGAACGCCGACCGGGUGCCCGUGCUCCUGGUGGGCAACAAGUGCGACCUGGACCACCAGCGCGAGGUGACGGUCGCAGAGAUGGAGGCCCUGGCCCAGCUCUGGGGCUGCCCCUGCAUGGAGGCCUCGGCCAAAAGCAGGUGCAACGUGAACGAGAUGUUCGCCGAGAUCGUCCGCGAAAUGAACGUUCUGCCGCCCAAGGAAAAGUACAGCUACCGUUGCUGCGCGCUACUCUAGCCGCCUUUGCAUCUGCCCUUUUCGCAGGACCC